Pocillopora meandrina is the source of this 7191-nucleotide messenger RNA. NCBI's taxonomy places the organism in Eukaryota, Metazoa, Cnidaria, Anthozoa, Scleractinia, Pocilloporidae. The record is from the annotation of a GenBank genome assembly.
AUGAAGGACCGUGAAAUGAAGAAGUUUCUUCGUAAACUCAAACAGUUGGCAUCGUCCAUUGAAGAUUACACCACCGAGAAGUUUUACAAAAAUGUAUUAGAGGUAAGAUCACGCUUAUUUAUCAACAAAAGUAAACAACGACCUUGUCUGUUGUGCGAGCAGCUUUUUGUAUCAGCUGUUUUCUCUUCACUUUGCACACGACUUAACUCUUUUACCCUCCAAGAUCUUAUUAGUGAUUCUCCUUACUUUCUACCAAACAAUUCUUACGAUGUUAUUUCGGAUAAUUUGGUUUUGGAUCAACUUGUAAUAUCCUUAUGGAUAUUUUUCUUUAUUCUCACAACUUUUCUGUUUGUUAUUGCAUUGGUAUUGUAAGGAGAACUUCUGUCUUGGUCACUCUUGGGAGGAAAAGGGCUAAUCUUCUCAUUUCAUGUAUGUGUUUGUUCUGUUGCGCUCUGUUUUCUGUUCUGAUUUGAUGUAGUUACCACUGGCGACAAAUCCUCAUUGUUGGACACUGAUAUUACAAACAGAUGAGCUUGUACAUUUAUCGGGAUAUUUUAGUAAACAUGAACUUUUUGAUUGAUGAUUUAUCGCGGCAAACAGGUCCACGAAUUCUCAUUAAAAUUUCAGAUACAUGUAGUUUCUAAGCUUCUGUCUUCAACUGUUGUGUUUUGUUUCCAGGCGCUGAAUGAAACUGGGAGACAUCCAGGAGCCAAAUUAAGGCCAAGAGGUACUAAAAUUAUGUAGAAUUUUGAAUUUUCGUCAACACGAACAUCUGAAAGAGAAAUAUUAUGAUGGUUCAUGCUGUCAAAGAUCUAGACUUCCUUCUUGCCUAGUUUUCAGUUUCCAUAGUUUUACUGAUAGCAAAUUGCCUUCUCCUGACAUUCUAUCUUCUCCUAUAGUUGCACAGACUUCUCCUACACCGAAGGAAGAGGAGAAGGUUAGUGAAGAAGAAGAAGAAUUGGUAAUCGAAAUUGGUUCAGAAGAAGAGAGUGAGGUUGGAGCUGAGGAGCGAGUAGGCACAGAUAAAGAUGUUCAAACCGAAGACAGAACCAUCACCUUCAAGUAAAUAACAAAAUUACGUUUACCAAUAUCUCAUCCUUGAAUAGUUAUAUAGAUGAUUGGGGAGACGUGCUCUCUGAUUGGUUGGGAAUUCUCCGUAUUUUGCUAUACUCAACCUGCGAGAAUUGAUUAUAAUAGCGAAGAACUGAAUUGAAAAUAGCCACUGUGUAUCUUUUUACUAUGUUUCUGGGGAAGAAAACAAAAGAAAAAUUCAGUUCCUCUGAUACUUACUCUAGAGAGAAGAACAAGAAGAAACAUAUACCUUAGGCUUAGGGAGUGGUCUAAGUAGUUGGGCAGUCGUCCAAAACUUUACAAAAAGACAGGCUCGUGUAUGUUUUUAUUUUAUCUUGUUCCUAACCUCAAACUGUUAAGCAUCUUAUUUACUUUUCUCACUUUCUGUCACGGAAUAAAAAACGAGAAGCGUAGCCAAUAAGGUUGCAUCAUUUUCAUAGAAUCAAUGUAGAUUUAUGCGAAUAUCAAAGAAUUCUGCAUUAUUUUCUCCGUCACCGUCACGAAGAAUUGUUCUACGAUUGAUUGUCAGUUCCGUUUUGAUCAGAGGUAAUUCAAUGAUGAAUAAUGAUGAAAGUGUCAAUGACAGCGACACAUACAAUAGCAGUGGUGAUGACAUUGGCAUCGGUACCGCCACGCUUUCCCUACGGUAGUAAGUUAGUGACGAACAGAUUACUUUCUAAGCUAUCGGUGAUUUGGGAAACUAACUACCUGUGAAGCGCUUCUCUUAAAUGUGAGCAAAAGAAGAUUUUUUUUCGAUGAUUUUUAAAAUGAUGCCUUAUCGUUUUCUCUCAGAUUUUUGCCUUUGAGGGUGGCUGCUAAUCUUGCUGGUGUUGAUGCUGGUGAUGUCUCUGAUCUGGCCAGGAGAUCGAUGAAACAACGAGCUGGGUUUUUAGCUUGCAUGUGUCGGGAUGUUCUACCCGAAAGAUACUUGCUGAAGCUAUUUUGUUUCCCACUUCGUUUGAAAUCCAAAGUGAAUAAGGAUAUUGCAGAGUUGAAUUACGAUGUGAUCUUUCAAGGAGAUGGAAACUCGAAGAAACCUCUAUUCAACGAAGACGAAAUGUCUGUUUCUCUUUCAAAAGGACUGAAGGUACACGAAGGAGGAGAUACUGGCAACCUCUCCUUAACGUAAGUGUUUGUUACUCAUAUCAUGAUUACUACCUCUUGGUGUUAUUUUCUGUGACGUAUAUUUCAUUUUGCAUAUUAUAUAGGGCCUCAAGCAGAAAACUUCAGCUGUAAAAUAUUGUUCCAGACCCCCACAGCAAAUCUGCACUCCAAUGAUUCCCUUAAUCUUUGAAUUUUAUCUUAAACAAAAUCGUUUUGGAGUAUCACCGCCAAAUGAAGUAAGAUAAAGAGAUGAUAAGCAACUAGAAUAUAGAGGUUACGUUUAGAAAACAGGUAGAAAAGCCAGAAAAAUAUGCAGAAUUUAAUCAGGAAUCAAUUAUGGCAGCUUCGCUACUGGUCCGUCGGGUGGACAUCCCACCAAAGAGCUGUUAGUGUCAUUCUGUUAGAAGCAGCAUUUUACCUGAUAGACAUACGAUCAUAGGGCGUGGUGAUGAGUUUUCGUUAAAAAUGCGCCACAGAGAGAUACAAAAACUGGGCGAAAAUUACCAGAGCAGCUCGCAAAGCAUAAGCUUAGUUUGUUUUUCUGCAGACAGAUUCCCUAAUUAAUUUUGGUCGCAAGAGUCUCCGUUGGAUUGCUUUUACACUAACGGAGAAUGUAUUAUUUUCUUUCUUGUGUCAGGUUAUAUGAUGAUGGAGAAGACCAAAAUCAUGUGUACGUUACUAUUAAAGAUAGAAGUAACAUGUCAGUAGACUUCUUGAAACGGCUUAACGCCAAGGAUAGGACAGACCCUGAAUGGUUAUGUACAGUUCCCAUUAUUAUUCGAAGAUCUCCGUCGCAGGUAUUUCUUCUUGUUUUUUAGUUGCAUUGAUCUUUCUUAAUUUGCAGUAGAAAGGCAUAGGAACGAAAGUACAAAAAAUGCCGGAUUGACACAGUCGUCAUCUUAAUUAAUCAGAGGCAAACAUGAUUAGAAAAGCUAUUUCUAAGAAGUUAGGUUGUUUUCCUCACUCAUCCCCUACUCGAUUACAAGGGUCAUCUGUACGUAAUUCAUUUUGGUACAGAUUUGACGUUGUCAAAAUGACAUACCAAGGGCUUAAACUUCAUCCUACUUUGACUCACUCUUCCCUUUAUUGUGAUAAAAAUAUGAACACCUUCAUGGUACAGUUAUAGUAGAAUUCACUGAGAAACUGUUGACUGUUAAUUUUUUAAACCAUUAUUCGACAAAAAAGGGGAAGCAGUGGUUAUUUACACGAUUCACCUUCCCCCAUCGGCUGAUAAGCGUUGACUUUACAUCCCUUUUUUGGAGCUUAGUUAGGCCAGCCAAGAGCAGAUUUGCAGGUUGAGUUUUAAGAAAAAGUUAUCAUUAACUUUAAUUCUAACGUUGAUAACGUUUCAAUUUUUUUCAUUUAGUUGUAAGCAAAUAUUGUUGGUGAUUGUUGUUAUUUUUUUUUAAAGGAUUCAUAUCUAUCCUCUCAAUUCUAUCCACGUACAACCUUACCCAGGAAACCAGAGAUGAUUGUGAGUUUGUGUUUCAGUGAUUUUGCAUGAUCCCUAUAUUUUGAGCUUAGCUUCAUGAAAACUGCUCUGUGAUUGACAUUUGGAGUGAUUGACCACAAAGAAGACAUGUAGAUAUACUGUGCAAACAGAAAUUGCCAAGUAGCAGUCUAGUUAAUUGAAUCUUUGAGUAUGUGCCGAAUGUGGUCCAUGGUUGUCAUAUGAGAACUGUUAACACCACAACUUCUGAGAUUGUCUUGCAAAGCUACGGCAAAGAAAGCGUUACAAAGCAUCUUUCUUGUGUACAUUUAUCAACCUCCUUCUUCGUUCGGUAAUUCGAAUGAUUUGGUUUCUCAUUUGGUUUUGUCCGUUUUGAUACUUUUUUUUUUGCAUUUAAAGAAAUGGUUCUUUUGUUGCAGGCGUCUUCAAAUAUAACUGACAUGUCACAAAGCGAACGAGGAACUCGAGUUAAUUCAAGAGGGUCCGGCUCAAUAUUGAAAGUCUCUCUUUUGGCAAGUGAGUGGAGCUCAUCAAUGGGAGGAUUGUCCACCAUUAACAGACACCUCGCCAUUCAAUUGGGCAGGCACGCCCAAGUGGAAGUCACUCUCAUUGUCCCAUCCUCCAGUUGCUCUAAAGAGGAGAAAAGUUUCGCACGAAGCUGCAAUGUUACCAUCAGGGAAGUACCGUAUCGUGCAGGUUAUGACCCUCCUGACUGGCUGAUAACUCCGCCGGAAGACCUCGAAAUUGAUGUAGUAGUGGGUCAUGGUCAGAAGCUUGGUAAACAAGCCCAGUUGAUCACAGAAUCACACGGUUGCAAGUGGAUUCAGGUAGUUCAUACUUCACCUGAGGAUCUAGGAAUGCAGAAAAAUUAUUCCAAGGCCAUUCAAAAGGGUGAGGAGAAGAAAACAAUCGAAGUAGAGUUAUGUAAACAAGCAGAUGCUGUUGUCGCAAUUGGACCUACUUUAAAGGAGACCUUCUCAGCUUAUCUUCGCUCCUGUGGCAAACAGGAAGACAUAAUUGAAUUGACUCCAGGCAUCUUCAGUGAAUUUUCGACCAUAAAACAUGCUGCAGUGGACAAUAAAAACUUUAGGGUGUUAAUCUUUGGUCGGAGUGAUCGAGAGGACCUUGAAGUUAAGGGAUACGAUAUAGCUUCCAAGGCAAUAGCCGAACUGAGCGACACUACUUACCGCCUGAUCUUUGUGGGUGCACCUGACGGAAAAGAAGAGGAGAUUAAAGAUUAUUUGCUUCAGAAUGGAAUUCCUGAUGAUCAGCUAACUGUAAGAAAGUUUGUGCAAAGCAAAGAGGAAUUGGAAGAAUUGUUUUGUGAGGUGGAUCUGUGCAUCAUGCCAUCAAGAGUGGAAGGGUUUGGCUUAACGGCCCUGGAGGCUAUGUCAGCUGGUCUUCCCAUUCUUGUCAGUGGCUAUUCUGGAUUUGGAGAAGCACUGUGCGCUAUGCCAUCAGGCAAAAAAGUUGUUGUUAAAUCUAGGGAUCCCAAAGUAUGGGCAGAGGCAAUCGCCGGUGUUCGCGAGAAGGAAAGAUCACAGCGACUUCAAGAGAUUAAACAGAUACGGCGUUCCUAUGAAGAGAAGUAUGACUGGGAAAAACAGUGUGAAAUUCUCGUGAAGAAGAUGUGGGAUAUAAGUUCUGGUAAGAAUAUUCUAAACGUUGUGAAAAUACUAAUUUCGGACUAUGAAAGAGUGUUUUUGUACCGCUGGAGGCCACAUCAAACGUGUUCCACCACUACAAGUACAUUAACAUCACAUGAUACGGAGAAUACGAAAGAUGCGGAAGUUUGAGCUUUUUGUUGGAGUAAGGAAAAAUUGGUAACUGUCUCAUCACGUUCAUGGGGCAAAGAACAGUUCUGAGUCCUCAACGAGGAAUAAAACCUCAGACUUUGGAAUCCUUGCUCCGAUUCUGUACUGACAGCUGAGCUCCGAGGAGCUUUACUGUGAGUUAGGCUUUUAUCAAAUUGAUAUGUGACAACUCUCUCUAUUCCACCACCAAACACAUAAUUUGUCAUCUUUCUGAUCCUGGUUAUCGAUUGAUAUCAAUUUAGUUGAGGAAUACGCUUAUUAUCUCUUCAAGCAUUGCUGAUCUUAACAGUACGCAGGUUGCCUGUCACGUAAAAACAUUUAAGUAACGGCUUAACUCACAAUAUUCGUUCCUUAAAAUGUAGCUCAGUAGUAGUACAACAUCACAGCACGGAAUCUAAAGGUCUGGGGUUUCAAUUCCUCGUGGGAGUACCAGAUUUCUCUCCUUUGUUCCACGCUUGUGUGAAGACGAAUCCAGUCGAACCUGUAUUAAGCGGUCGGUUAACAAAGUCCCGAAAUUUGUACUCCACCUCUGUAAAACGUUCACCUGUAUUAAGCGGUUGUGGUCACCCUUUAUUGAGUCCCAACGGCCUGUUUGUAUUGUACCUAACCUGGACUGAACGGUCACUUAAAGUGAGACCACUCAGAUAAAAUUAGGAAUAAUCUAUCACGUAUAAGUUUAUCCUUAUUUAUCUUCCGAAAUCAAUGUUGGUAGAAUUUUUGAGCGAGUCAGCAUUUGAACUUUGAGUGCUCAAUGCUGGCAUAAAUUUGAGUUAAGAUCUGAAAGCUUCUGUCUUCAAUGAUGAUUGAUGAUUGAAUGCUCCAAAGACAAAUGGGGAAAAGUAUCCUCGACCGGCUUUUGAACAGAGAAAUGUAGAAACCUAGAUUAAAAUUUAGCCCCUGGUUAGCGCUAAUCGGCCUUCGAACAACUGGGCCCUGAAGUGUUAGCCAGCUUCCUGUCCGUACAUAGGGGUUUUCCUCACAGUCUUCAAAAGAAGACCGCCUCAAAUGCUGGUCCAUUCACUAUCAGGAAAUUUGUCUUGUCCUAUAGUUGCAGGAAAUUGAGUCACUUGCAAAUAGAAGAAACUGAGGAAAAAAGGCCAAAACACGCACAAAAAUAACUUUGGAAUUACGCGUGGACGUUAUCCUAGCAGAGUACAAUAGCUAAGGAAAUUACCAGAUAUAUUGCCGUUUACCCUCGUUCCCGCAGUACCUUCAUAGGUGAGUUUUAACUUAGGGCUCUCGUUUGCUCUCUUCCUUUGAUUGUAUAGUUGUCCAUUACAUCAAUAUCAUGUCUUAAAUCUAGUACUUAUUAACCAAGUCUGCGUCAUACAUGAGUAUAUCCGAUUUCACAGCUUGUAUCACUCAAAAAAUAGAAAUAAAAAAGGCAAAGAUUAGCUGUAAACGUGCCUAUUCGGAUUUGUUCCGGUCAUCUCAUCAACUUGACCUGGGAGAUAAAGCAGGUGCUUUUUCGGUGAUAUUCACUGCAUAAUUGGUAGAGGUAGGAUAUAAUGCUUAAUUUGUCAAUCUAAGUUGUGUGCACUUAGCUUUUUGUCCUCUUAUUUUCGCUAUAGAUCCUUACCAUGACAGUAGAGCCAACCUUUAACGUGACAAUAAACAACUCAGAUCAAAGUGUUAUCAAAGAAACCUCUGUGGCUCAAAAUUCGUCAAGGCUUUUUGGAUGACAGUGCUCGACCCUAUGAAUGGAAAUAUUUCUGGAACAGCGAUGAAACAGCUUAGAAAUUCCCUUAAACU